UGUAAAGAAAUCGUUUGGGAUAGCAGGGAGAUGGGCCUUGCUGCCGUUCCCUCUACAAAUAGCGCUCGGAACUGACAGUGCUGGCACCACCAAUUCAUCACCAACAAGGCAACAAUUCCGGCUCCGGUUCUUCGGAAAUGGCGAGGCGGGCCCUCUCCGCGCUGCUUCUCGCAGCUCUGGCGUGCGACGUCGCGUACGCCAAGUUCGGCAGGCACAGCUUCCCCGAGGGCUUCGUCUUCGGCACCGGCUCCGCGUCGUACCAGUACGAGGGCGCCUACAAGGAAGGAGGCAAAGGUCCCAGCGUGUGGGACACUUUCAGUCACAUACCAGGUAAAAUCAAGAACAAUGAUACCGGCGAUGUAGCUGAUGAAUUUUACCAUCGAUACAAGGAGGACGUGAAGCUCCUCAAGGACAUGAACAUGGACGCCUUCCGGUUCUCCAUUGCCUGGACCAGGAUCCUGCCAACUGGCUCCCUGAGCGGAGGAAUCAACAAGGAAGGGGUGGCCUUCUACAACAACCUCAUCAACGAGGUCAUAGCAAAUGGGCUGAAGCCAUUCGUCACCAUCUUCCACUGGGACACGCCCCAGGCCCUCGAGAGCAAGUACCAUGGCUUCCUCAGCGAGAACAUCAUCCAGGACUACGUGGACUUCGCGGAGGUGUGCUUCCGCGAGUUCGGCGACCGCGUCAAGUUCUGGACCACGUUCAACGAGCCCUGGACGUACGCGUCGCAGGGCUACGGCACGGGCGCGCACGCCCCCGGCCGGUGCUCGCCGUUCAUCUCCAAGUCCUGCGCCCCCGGCGACUCCGGCCGCGAGCCCUACGUCGUGACGCACAACAUCCUCCUCGCCCACGCCAGGGCCGUGGCGCUGUACCGCGCCAGGUACCAGGCGGCGCAGCGCGGGCAGAUCGGCAUCACGGCGGUGUCGCACUGGUUCGUGCCCGCCACCGACACCCUCGCCGACCGGAGGGCCGUGCAGCGCAGCCUGGACUUCAUGUACGGCUGGUUCCUGGACCCGAUCGUGCGCGGCGAGUACCCAGGCACCAUGACCAGCUUCCUCGGCGACCGGCUGCCGAGGUUCACGCCGGAGCAGAUGAAGCUGGUCAAGGGCUCCUACGACUUCAUCGGCGUCAACUACUACACCACCUACUUCACCUCGGCGAGGCCCGCGCCCAACGGGCUCGCGCAGUCCUACGACGGCGACAUCCGCGCCAACACCUCCGGGUUCCGCGACGGCGUGCCCGUCGGCGAGCCGGAGUUCGUGCCCAUCUUCUUCAACUCCCCGGCCGGCCUCCGCGAGCUCCUGCUCUACACCGCCCGGCGCUACAACAACCCCGUCAUCUACGUCACCGAGAACGGCAUCGCCGAGGAGAACAGCGCACGCAUCCCGCUCAGGGAGGCGCUCAGGGACGGGCACCGGAUCAAGUUCCACUCCCAGCACCUGCAGUUCGUCAACCACGCCAUCAGGAACGGGGUGAACGUCAAGGGCUACUUCACCUGGACCUUCAUGGACUGCUUCGAGUGGGGGGACGGGUACCUCGACCGCUUCGGCCUCAUCUUCAUCGACCGCCUCAACGGCCUCAAGCGCUACCGCAAGCAGUCGAGCUACUGGAUCGAGAGCUUCCUCAAGAGGGGGAAGACGCAUUACUGAUGAUCGAGAGCUCCAUCGCCGGCUUUAAUUAGUUGGUGCUCCAGCGCCCGGGAAUGGCUGGGCCUCGAGAUCAAUAUAUAUCCCGCCGUGUUUAAUUUAUCCGUAGAAGAGUGAUUGAGGGGCCGGGAAUUUUAAUUUUCAGAGAGUGAUUGCUGUCUGCUGCCUGUAUUUUACUGUUUCUAGUUGCUGUCGCUGAGAGCCCAGUGAGUGCAAAUAAAGCUCAUGGUCGAGCUAGUUUAUUAUCAGUUCAAUUGGGUAAUGUAAUUCGAUUCUUCUGAAGCGAAAUAAACCAACACGUGCUGUGCACGUUUCAAUCAGAAACACAUAUUUUUCA
This is a messenger RNA of Panicum hallii, 1983 nucleotides long. RefSeq names its product beta-glucosidase 30-like. The transcript has 8 exons. The coding region runs from base 138 to 1649 and encodes 503 amino acids. Gene Ontology annotation, molecular function: beta-glucosidase activity. Lineage: Eukaryota; Viridiplantae; Streptophyta; Magnoliopsida; Poales; Poaceae. The record is from RefSeq and is a predicted model, not a curated record. Gene Ontology annotation, biological process: carbohydrate metabolic process.